AUGGCACCGCUCACCCUGCGCCCCGCAAACGCGCGCAUCACAGACGCCCAGAGCCCCGACUCCACCAAGCCGCCACACAUCGACGAAGACACACCCAUGACCAUCUCAGGUGGUCUCUCCCGCCCAACGACACCCCCCCGCUCUUCCCCACAAACCCGCAACCUCACCGCCAAAAACAGACGAAAACGCUACCUCGAACUCAACCCCUCAUACUUCACCGACCCCUCCCUCGAGCUCGCCGACCCCCUCCUCUACGACCGCCUAAUCCGGCGCUUCCAAACCGCCUCGGAGCGCGAAACCGAAGGCCGCCUAAAAGGCUUCUCAGGCCAAAUGGCCACGGACCUGUGGCGCGCCGAAGCCAAGAAAGACGCCCUCGCCCAGCCCAACCCCAACUCCCUGUUCAUAUACAACCGCGGGCCGCAGGGCCAGAUCGUCGAGGAGGAUAAAGAUGAGGUUCCUAUGACGCGGGAGGAGGGGCGCGCGUGGUGGGUUGAUGAGAUGACGCAGCGGUUUUUGAGGGGGGAGGAUGGCGACUUCGAGUAUAAGAAUGUGGAUGGGAAGUGGGAGUUUGAUGAUCCUGAGGAGGAGCGGGAUGUGCAGGAUAGGUGGUUUGAGAGUAUGGAGAGUGAUUUUGAUAGCGAGGGGGAGGGGAGGGAGAAGGUUUUAAUGGGGGAGACGGGUGUGCAGGACUAUUGA
Dothidotthia symphoricarpi CBS 119687 is the source of this 696-nucleotide messenger RNA. RefSeq lists its product as uncharacterized. The record is from RefSeq and is a predicted model, not a curated record. NCBI's taxonomy places the organism in Eukaryota, Fungi, Ascomycota, Dothideomycetes, Pleosporales, Dothidotthiaceae. The transcript has a single exon. Bases 1 to 696 code for a protein of 231 amino acids.